AAUCGAACUCUCCGUCCGGUUCGAUUCUAAUCUCUUUUCUUUCUCAAAACUCAAAACCAUGGAACCGUCUAAACCCACAAACCCUCUCUUAUCUCUUUCCACAUUUAUUCACCAGAAUUGUCUCCGGCUCGGCGCCGAUUUUUCUACUCGGCUCGAUGAGACCACUCGAGCCAUAGCCAGCAAUCUUUCGCCGGUUCUAGGAGCCAGAAGGCUUCAUGCAACGCCGUUUUUUGCUUCUGUUUCACAGCAGCCGAAACAAGGCGCUGCUGCAGCAGCUGCAGCUGCAACUCUGAGCUCAGAGCACGUGGCGAAAACGCUGUCCGGUACUUGUGUUUAUACGGUGAGCAAUUCGAAUAACGAGUUCGUGCUAAUUUCUGAUCCUGAUGGAGCCAAGUCUAUUAGCUUGCUCUGCUUUCGCCAUGAAGACGCCGAAGCUUUUCUCGCUCAAGUUCGGUUGAGAAGAAGGGAAUUGCGGAGUCAGGCUAAGAUUGUGCCUAUUACUCUUGAUCAGGUGUAUAUGUUGAAGGUUGAGGGAAUUGCAUUUCGGUUUCUACCUGAUCCAGUUCAAAUAAAGAAUGCCUUAGAGCUGAAAGCUACUGCCACUAAGGGUGGGUUUGAUGGAGUUCCUGUAUUUCAGUCAGACCUGCUAGUUGUGAAGAAGAAAAACAAGCGUUACUGCCCAAUAUAUUUCCAGAAGGAAGAUAUAGAAAAGGAACUGUCAAAAGUUUCAAAGGCAUCAAGAGGGCCUGGUGUUUCCCAACAUAUAAUGGUGGGAAGUUUGGAGGAUGUUCUGAGGAAAAUGGAGAUCAGUGAGAAGAACUCAGGAUGGGAAGAUAUGAUAUUCAUUCCACCAGGCAAAAGCCACUCGCAGCACAUUCAAGAGGUGGCUAAUGUAUAAUUAUUGCCAGCGUUACUCCAGCAUACUCAAAUCAAACGAUCAUAGAGCAGAAACGUUACAUGCUUCCAGACUCAUAAAUUAAGCACAGGAUGUAGUUUGGAGUAGCCCGGAGAUAUAAAGAAGAGAUUCAACGUCAAUUUGGAAUAAGAGAAUGGACUGGCAUGCAAUUCAGUUAAAAGAGGUAUUGACUUGCAGGCAUUAAAUGCUAGGCUUAUAGAAGCUUAGUGCACUGCUUGCACAGUGUCUGACUUUUGAUGCUAUGAAUUUUAAAAAUGCUAUGAUGGUUGUCUCACUUAGUUUUGUCACUUAAUGAAAUGGCAAUGUAAUUUUUACUUCCAAACUGAAAAAAAGGGGGGAAAUUAACAUAUGGUGAUCCAUCUAAUGGCAGCUUCAAUACCACCCUGAUUUAUGUCACCUAUUCGGGCUGUUCAAAUUCAGUUGGUGAUGGAUUACUACUUUGAACAAGGAUGGUCGUUUGAGUUUCAUAUCGGAAGAAUAUUGAUAACUUGAACUUUUUGUUGUA
Messenger RNA from Mercurialis annua (annual mercury), 1421 nucleotides. RefSeq names its product protein TIC 22, chloroplastic. The transcript has 9 exons. NCBI's taxonomy places the organism in Eukaryota, Viridiplantae, Streptophyta, Magnoliopsida, Malpighiales, Euphorbiaceae. Gene Ontology annotation, cellular component: chloroplast. The record is from RefSeq and is a predicted model, not a curated record. Gene Ontology annotation, biological process: protein transport. Bases 59 to 898 code for a protein of 279 amino acids.